Messenger RNA from Lingula anatina, 1703 nucleotides. RefSeq lists its product as uncharacterized. NCBI's taxonomy places the organism in Eukaryota, Metazoa, Brachiopoda, Lingulata, Lingulida, Lingulidae. Gene Ontology annotation, biological process: regulation of apoptotic process. The record is from RefSeq and is a predicted model, not a curated record.
AGAGGGGAGCAGGUCGUGAUGUUCGAAUACCUUGGAGCAUGAGGCUAAUACUAAGUGCAUACCUACAGAUAACUGAAAACCUAUCUGAACCAGACCUUCAUCUUGUAAUUGAUCAUCUUGUCAGCAAACGCAUGGUCAGUGAGGAUGAAAGAGCUGCCAUACUUCAGCAGCCAUCCAGAGUGGAGAAAGUCCAGGAGAUGCUGGACACUCUACUCUCAGGGGAGAGGGAGGAAGCUGACGAGGCCCUUUAUAAUGCUCUGCUGCUUGUAGAGCAGGAUGACAUGGCAGACAUGUUAUUCAGUUGGUGCUGGUUGAAAUGGGAGCUUCUAUACAGAUACAGAUGCGAUCAACGUGAACUGAUACACGACAUCAGCAUCAGAAAUGAACUCAUUGAAAUAUUCUGGGAGAGAGAUCAUCCAUCCACCAGUUUACAGCCAACAACUGCCACACGUAAUACAUGUACAACAGAGGAUCGUGUGGUCCCCUGGAAGGUCACUGAAUCCAGGAAUGGCAGGUUUUUGAAGUCCACUAUCUGUGGACAGUGGGUAAACUCCGGCUCUGAAUCUGGACAGAGGGAAUGGGGAGGUUACAAGGCAGUCAUAGACAUAGAAACAGUGGAAGAGAUUUUAGGAGGCCAUGCAAUGAAGCGAGGGCAGCCGGUGCAGGAGAUCUUGGCAAGUAUGCCAGGGGUACCCCAGGAAACGUUAUUCAUUCUUAACGUGACCCAGCGCCCCGACCUGAAAACCAAGUGGAAGCGCUUGCUGACAGGGAAAAUUUUUCCUGAUGCCAAGGUUCUCCUUUUUGAGGGCAGUGACGGCCAGGGGAUAACACGAGGAGGGAAAAAGAGGAAACUUAAUGGGUGCUCGUGUGAGCUUAAUGGGGAAGGAAUAGAGGGCCAGAGCUCAACGCUGAAUUUCUGCCCCGUUUCAUAGACAAAGACCCACGUACUUUCACGUUGUAGUUAGAUUUGAAAUAAAAACGAUCUUACUGAGGGUAAUAGAACAAAUAACGCUGGCUUCAACAUUGGUUAGUUGGUAUUUUUAAUCAGGGAAAAACGAUACUCAGGGAAUUACAAAUGUGUGACUGAAAAAAAGAAGAAAAAGAAAAAAGAUUGUUCAGUGGAUAGAUAGAUAAAGAUGCGGCAACAAGUUGCCAUUCUGAUCCACUGGGAUAAUGAAGUUGAGGGAACGAAAAAUGUAUUCUUAAUUCACCUUAAAGUUAUAAAAUCGUCUUAAGCAGUAAUCCUACCAUGGGUGAUCACGAAAUAGAGUGGAUCAAAUGGUGGAAUGCUCUCCUCUGGUACAAUAGGUUGUGGGUUCAAUCCCCAGCCGGGUCAUACCAAAGACCAUCAUAAAAAUGGUACCUACUGUCUCCUUGCUUAGCACUCAGCAUAUAAAGGUUGAAGUAGGGAACAAAGCCAGUACUGUUGAAUGACUGGUAACAGAGGGCCAUGUGGAAGAUAAGCUUGUGCUUCACAUGUGUACCCCUCUUUAAGGGGUAAAAAGUAAAAAGUAAAAAACAAAAGUGAAUAAGUAAAAUGUCGGUAAAUGUCAUGUCAUGCCGUAACCUAAAAUGGUUACAGACGGUUUUUAGUUUGCACGAAUUAAUCAGUAAUAUGAAAGAAUUACAAACAUCAUUAAUCGGAAUUUGUAGAAUAUUAGAUGUUACCAUGAUAUAUUUAUAUAUAUCAAAAAGUAAGUAUA